CCAACGCCUUCGCCCGGGGCUUGCGGGAGCCGCGCAGGUUCACCGACGCGGGGGACUGGGCGCCUGGGGAGCGGGGAGUCGGCGCCUCCCGUCCAGCCCAUUUCUUUACGGGCCGCGGCCUUGACGGGCGUGUCGGUGCCUGCCGUGCGCGCAUUCGGACCCGGGCUGUAUCUCUCUCGGGAGACUGGGCCGAUGGUUGGGGCCGAGUGAGGUCGUUGCCUUGACGACGGCAGCAUGCGGCCCGCGGUCCUCCCGAGUGCGCGCCUGCGGCUGGCCGAGGCCGCUCUGCCUCCCCUCCCGCUUCGCCCCCGGCCCGCGGCUGCGUCCGCACAAGAGACCCAGCCAGCUCCGGAACUGCCGGCUUGCUAGUCAGCGUCUGGUAGACCUGCGAGCGAGAUGCAUCUCGCCCCAAAUUUGUUUCCAAGUUGGAAACCUUUGGGUCUUUCCAUGUGAAAGGAUUUUAAAGAAACGCAAGAAGAAUUCCUACCGGUUUUGAAUUAAAAUGGAAAAAUAUGAGAACCUAGGAUUGGUUGGAGAAGGGAGCUAUGGAAUGGUGAUGAAGUGUAGGAAUAAAGAUAGUGGAAGAAUUGUGGCCAUCAAGAAGUUCUUAGAAAGUGAUGAUGACAAAAUGGUUAAAAAAAUUGCUAUGCGAGAAAUCAAAUUACUAAAGCAACUGAGGCAUGAAAAUCUGGUGAAUUUGUUGGAAGUGUGUAAGAAAAAAAAACGAUGGUACCUGGUCUUUGAAUUUGUUGACCAUACAGUUCUUGAUGACUUGGAGCUCUUUCCUAAUGGUCUAGACUACCAACUGGUUCAAAAGUAUUUGUUUCAGAUUAUUAAUGGAAUUGGAUUUUGUCACAGUCACAAUAUCAUACACAGAGAUAUAAAGCCAGAGAAUAUAUUAGUCUCACAGUCUGGCGUUGUCAAAUUAUGUGAUUUUGGAUUUGCGCGAACAUUGGCAGCCCCCGGGGAAGUUUAUACGGAUUACGUGGCGACCCGAUGGUACAGAGCUCCAGAGCUAUUGGUCGGUGAUGUCAAGUAUGGCAAGGCUGUUGAUGUAUGGGCCAUUGGUUGUCUGGUAACGGAAAUGCUCAUGGGGGAACCCCUUUUUCCUGGAGAUUCUGAUAUUGAUCAGCUAUAUCAUAUUAUGAUGUGUUUAGGUAAUCUCAUUCCAAGACAUCAGGAGCUGUUUUAUAAAAAUCCCGUGUUUGCUGGAGUAAGGUUGCCAGAAAUCAAGGAAAUAGAACCUCUUGAAAGACGUUAUCCCAAACUCUCUGAAGUUGUGAUAGAUUUAGCAAAGAAAUGCUUACAUAUUGACCCAGACAAAAGACCCUUCUGUGCUGAACUCCUCCAUCAUGAUUUCUUUCAUAAGGAUGGAUUUGCCGAGAGAUUUUCUCAAGAGCUACAGUUAAAAGUACAGAAAGAUGCCAGAAAUAUUUCUUUAUCUAAAAAAUCUCAGAACAGAAAGAAGGAAAAGGAAAAAGAUGAUUCCUUAGGUGAAGAGAGAAAAACACUUGUGGUACAGGAUACCAAUGCUGAUCCCAAAAUUAAAGAUUCUAAAGUAUUUAAAAUAAAAGGGUCAAAAAUGGAUGGAGAAAAAGUUGAAAAAGUCAGUCGAACUUCCAAUGUCAGCUGUCUCCCCGACAAUGGGACGAGCCACGUCAGAACCGUGCCUUCAACCAGCCUCCGGGAUUGCAGCAACGGCGGCGGCGAUCACACUAGAAAUCCGGCCGUGGCGAUCCCGCCCAUUGCGCACAAUCCUUCUGCAGUGGCUCCCGGUAUUAAUUCUGGAAUGGUGACUAUCCCGGGAGUUCAGAGUUACAGAGUGGAUGAAAAAACCAAGAAGUAUUGUAUCCCAUUUGUUAAACCAAAUAAACAUUCUCCAUCAGGCAUUUAUAAUAUUAAUGUGACCACAUCCGUCGCCAGUGAAAAGAACCUACUUCAGGCAAAUAAGAAAAGAAGGGACUACUCUAAGACAGAUGUCCGUUUGCCUGAACUAAACUACAGUCAUCUCCCUGAACUAAGAGCCUUGGAAGGCAUAGCUCGAAAUUCCAGGUUAAUAAGGAAAGAGAACAAGAAUCUCUCAGAAUCUCGAAUUCCUUCUCUGGCCACUAUUGACUUGCAUACGCCCAGUGUCGCAUUACAUCAGGUAUCCGGAUCUCCCCCGUCAGAUGACCUGGAGGCUGAUUUGCCUCGAAUGGAACACCAGCACUGAGAGCCAUUUUGGUUCUGAACUGGAUGCUGCUCUAGCCCUUGAGAUGACAUCCCCUUGCAACAGAAGUGCUGAUAUCCUACAGAGAGAGAUUCGUGGUUUUGUCCUUUACUUCUGAACUGCAUUUUCUGAGAAAGGCCUUGCAGAAGAAAAAAGAUAAAGACUUCCAA
This is a messenger RNA of Mustela lutreola (European mink), 2379 nucleotides long. It is a transcript of the gene CDKL2, whose product is annotated as cyclin dependent kinase like 2. Gene Ontology annotation, cellular component: nucleus. The transcript has 14 exons. Lineage: Eukaryota; Metazoa; Chordata; Mammalia; Carnivora; Mustelidae. Gene Ontology annotation, molecular function: cyclin-dependent protein serine/threonine kinase activity; ATP binding. Bases 503 to 2212 code for a protein of 569 amino acids. The record is from RefSeq and is a predicted model, not a curated record. Gene Ontology annotation, biological process: protein phosphorylation.